Pomacea canaliculata is the source of this 1016-nucleotide messenger RNA. RefSeq lists its product as uncharacterized. The transcript is spliced from 5 exons. Lineage: Eukaryota; Metazoa; Mollusca; Gastropoda; Architaenioglossa; Ampullariidae. Bases 149 to 733 code for a protein of 194 amino acids. The record is from RefSeq and is a predicted model, not a curated record.
UCUGAAGAUGGCGAUAGCCGACGACGACACCGAGGUACUUGAAAAUGCUCUUAGCGAGUAUCGUGCGUUUGGUGAUGAUGGCAAGAGCAGACAACCUCGUGACAACAGUGAAUGACUACUCCUACCUGCCUGCCAUAAACUGCAUGGGAUGCACCGCCAGGCCGUCGACUCUGCUUAUCGUCAAAAUGACCUCAAGACACUGGAGGAGGCGCUGUCGUCAGCGGAGAGGUCUCAGCUCGCCUACUUCUUCAAGCGCACCACGUGGUACAAGCAAGCGGAAGAACGUCACAAGAAGCUUCGUCGCUUGUCUCUGAUCACAAAGAACUUCACGAACCUUCGCCCCACUCAUGUGAGGGAGAUCAAGAGCUACAGUCGCCCACAUGUUACAGUGCAGGAAACACUUGUAGCCACUUACAUACUGCUUGGCGAAGAUCCGGACAUGCUCGAGAAGUGGAGAAACGUGCAAGCUCUGCUGCGCAUGCGUGGUUCCAAAGCCAUCUUGGAGCGCAUCAAGAACUGGAACUUUGAGGACCUCAACGAGGAGCGCGUUGAGAAGGCCGCCGCACUCCUCCGUACGUUCCAGUGGGAAGAGGUGCGGGCGGUCAGCAUCGCGGCCGGUGCCUUCUAUCAGUGGAGCGAUGCUGUCGUGAGACAAUUUCAAGAUUCAAGAGAAACAUCCACGACGUCGGCUUCAGAAGAACCAGAAGUAAAAGAAACGUCUUCAGCAGUCUAAUAUUGGCGCCCAGUGCUAUCAAUUCGUGUACCUCCAAAGUACUUAGCAAGCUUGUGUUGUCUUCUUUCUUUUGUAUUGGUUUGGUUUGAUUUUUGUUUGUACCUCAUAAUCCUUGAAUAUUUAAGAGCUCGGAUAUUUGUAUUACGAUGAAUGUACGAUUUUAAAGUCAGUUGUUUGCCAGAACCUCAUAAACUGUCAAUUAAAGAUAAGUUUACAAUGCGUUUUUCCCUCUGCACUCCGUUUUGGUAAUCUUCCAAAGCUUUUUCCAAUGGCUAACAUUUCA